Cydia amplana is the source of this 1406-nucleotide messenger RNA. RefSeq lists its product as uncharacterized. Gene Ontology annotation, molecular function: protein binding. Lineage: Eukaryota; Metazoa; Arthropoda; Insecta; Lepidoptera; Tortricidae. The coding region runs from base 63 to 1406 and encodes 447 amino acids. Gene Ontology annotation, cellular component: SCF ubiquitin ligase complex. The record is from RefSeq and is a predicted model, not a curated record. The transcript is spliced from 8 exons. Gene Ontology annotation, biological process: SCF-dependent proteasomal ubiquitin-dependent protein catabolic process.
AAAGUUGAUCUAUAAAAGUGAGUAUCUUAAGCAGCAGUAACAGAAUCCUUUAAUCAAUAAAAAUGUUAGAAGCAGAAGUAAACAAUGACCGGACGAUACUGGAUUACCUGAAUGAGGACUGCUGGCGCGCCGUGCUGCAGUACGUGCCCGCGCAGGACCUCGUACGGACAGAGCGCGCCAGCCGCGUGUGGCAGGCGAUGGUGCUGACGCACUUGCAAGGAGUCCAUAUUAACAUUGAGAAAAAUGAUUGGAACAAGAAAGAAAACCCGUUUAACACCUGCACCUUAACACGAUCAGAAUAUAAGUCCUUUGAAAGUUGGACCAAGAAACUAGGUGCCUCAGUUGCAUCCGUUUACUGCGACAGUUUGGAGAAUCUAGCCAAGAUCAAAGAAAAUUGCCCCAACUUAGGAGCCCUUCAGUUGUACCGUAUUGAAUGCACUGAAUCUGAACUGCACCAGUACAAUCUACAUGACAACUUCAAGUUCCUGCAGCGGGUGUCUUUUUAUUGGUGUUCUGUGGGUGACACAACUUUCAGCAAAUUCAUAGCUGACAAAGCCUUAGAGAAAAUAGAAUUCCGCUACUGCCGUUAUUUGACUGGCCUUUUUUUUAGUACUAUAAACACAACAAAUUUAAAAUCGCUCAUCCUUGAAUCCUGUUGCAACUUGCAGUUCAUACAACAUUCAGUCGCUGAUCACCUCGGGAGUCUGACAGAACUGAAAGUGACUCGAGUUAAUAAGGAAAUAGGUUACGAUGUGCAGUUUGAGUUGGAAAAGAUGGCUAAAUUGGAAUGGUUGGAGCUGCAGUGUUCAAACAUGCUCUUCGGUUUCCCCGAGAAACUGGGCCAGCUGCCCAGGUUAGAGCACCUUGGUUUGUCAUUUUAUCUGGAUGACUGGGACUUGAAAAAGAUGCUGCAGUGCUGCGGGGCGCUGAGAUCCUUGGAGCUGUUGGACUGUGAAUACAGUGACGGGUUCGUCAGGGUGAUCAGUGAGCACGGCGGGGCGCUCACGGCGGUCAGGCUGGACCACUUCGAGGCUAAGGACGACGAUGUGCUGCAGCUCGUGAGUGGGUGCCCCAAGCUCGAGUCGUUGACCAUCGGAGGCGCGACUCGGCUCACGCCGGCGCUCCCGGCGCGCUCGGCCGCGGCGCGCGCGCAGCACGCGGGGCGCCUGCGGUUCCACCUCGGCCGCACCAACCUCGGGGACAUGUGGCGCAAAGACCAGGAGUCUCAACAUUCUGGACAAAACGAAGAGAUGAUGACAUUGAAGACAAAGUAUAAAGAAUUAAUAGUAGUGUAUGACAAAACGAUUAAUGAGUACGGCGAAGAAAGUGAGUUUGAGGAUUCUGACGAUGAGAGUGAGUGGUAUUAUGAGGAAGAAUGCGAGGAGGAUGAAGAUGAGGAUGAAUGA